AAUAUUGUUAACUCAAACUUCUUUGAAAAACAAACAAUGAGGUUCAGAAGUCCAUCCUCUAGAAGAUUCCGAUCCCACCCAUCCCAAAGGCAAAAUGGUUUUCAACAUGAACUGAUGCAUGAGGUUAAUGGGAAGGAAAGUUUAUGCAAUAAUGAUGAGCACUAUGAAGGUGUCUCUGAAUCUGUAUCAUCAACAAAUGAUAGUCCUACUGAUGGUGAUCUGCAAGUGUCUCAUGAGGUAGUUCCUGUUAUGAAAAUUGAAAUUCUGAAGUCUAGCAACGAGGUUAGCCGUUGGAAGAAAGGUUCCAAAAUGCUUUUGAUGCUCUUUUCCAUUCUACUUGUAGUUCUCAUAGCACUUAUAUGUAGUAAUAGUUGGGAUGAAGGUGAUCAUCUUGUCCCAACAUGAAACUCCUUUUGUUAGGUUUUUUUUUUUUUUUUUUUUUUUU
Rubroshorea leprosula is the source of this 445-nucleotide messenger RNA. NCBI's taxonomy places the organism in Eukaryota, Viridiplantae, Streptophyta, Magnoliopsida, Malvales, Dipterocarpaceae. The record is from the annotation of a GenBank genome assembly.